AUGAGUCGAUCAGCGCAAACUAGGUUCUCGACCAGCUUGAGACAGCUUGCUUCCAAGGCUCCUGGUCUUAUGAAGUCACCGUCCUCUACUAUGCCUGUCAGUCCCAUAUCAGACCUGGGAGCGAAGACAACGUGGGAUUCAUGCGACCCUUACUCUUACACGGGUGGUCGUUGGCUCAACCGCGAUAGGCUACAGCGGACAUCUCGAUUCAUCGAUUUCGAUUUUUCCGAGCUAUGCAACACAGCUAUGAAAUUGUUCCCGCAGGCCAGCAAAGUUGUUGACUGCGUGAAAAAGGAGGGUGGAUUUAACAGAGUAUUUAUCUUUACGUUGGACUCAGGGCACCGUGUAGUUGCGAGGCUCCCAACGAGGAUUGCUGGUCCACCAAGGCUGACAACCAAUUCUGAGGUCGCGACGAUAGAUGCGAACGAAAACAUCAGUUCCGAUCCCAAAAAUUCUGGCGUGGAACGAUAA
Molecule: messenger RNA, 471 nt
Organism: Monascus purpureus
Lineage: Eukaryota; Fungi; Ascomycota; Eurotiomycetes; Eurotiales; Aspergillaceae
Source: the annotation of a GenBank genome assembly